AUGCUUAUAAACAUUUUUGACUUAAUGCUUUUCAUCUUUUUAUUUUAGUAAGCACAUUAUACAUAUUAUAGAUGUGUACAUAAUUAUUGCUAAUUUUCAACAUUCAUGCCUCUCUUAAGUAAAAGCAAUAACUAAUUUUCUAUCGAAGAAGUCUUACCUUAAGAUAUUAUUUAAGGCAAGACAAAUACAGGAUUUGGAGUUUGGAUGAAUUAUUAACCAUUGACAUAAAUAAGUGAGCUAUGUAAAGACAUAAUUUAUCGUAUUCUAGCUAAUAGGGUCUCCUAGGAUUUCAGUAGAUUGAGCGAAUAAAUUAUUAUAGAAGGAGGCCAAUUUAUUUAUUCAAUUGAGCAAAGCAAUGAUAAAUUUACAUGGUUGGUUGUUUCUGCUGAUAUUGACUCAAAUAAAUAAAUAAUUAGCCACAAAGUAUUUUACUCUUUCAAGACUUCAAUUAAUACUUUAUCGUUUGAAUUUGAUAAUUUUUUAUAUGAAGGGUAAUGGAUAUUGUUUUAUUGCUAUUUUGACAAUAUUUAAAAAUAAACUGUAAUAGGAUUUUACAAUUCUAGAGAAGCUUUAUCUAUAAAGGUUAUAAAAGAUUUGCCAGAAUACGUUUAAAAGUUAAACCACAAGGUGGGAAAUGUUUAUUCAUAUAGGAAUUAAGAUGGUAAUUUGAUAUUAUUAAGCCAAUUCAAAGGCCCUCUCACUAGUACUUUUUCUGCUGAUUCAUAGAACGUUUUCUUAGAUAUAGACUCUUGUGCUUCAAGUCUUUAUGAAUAUGCAGAUUGUUAUGGGCUGAGUUAUUAAAUAGGUGAAAAUAAUCAAUAAAUGGAUGGAAGUCAUUAUCUUAAAAUAUCGACUCAAGAAAAUGAUACACCAAAAUAUGUUUUUAAAGGUUGGAUUAUGCUAGCAUAAAGCAUAUAAACCUUUUUGGAGACUACAAUUUUUAGAAUAACUGUGAAUUCAGAUUAUGGCGAUGAUGUUAAGAUUGGAGAUAGAGAUCUACUACUAAAGUAUUAUUAGAGUAAUGUACCUGCUGAGAAUGGAUUUGAAAUAUCAACUUAUUCAUAUCAGUUUCCUAUAAAAAAGAGAUACAAGACAAAUGAAGAUGAUCAAAUUCAAUAAUUUGGAGACGAAUAUUCAGUGUUGUUUAUACAAUGGCAUUAUUUUGUAUAUGAAAUAGGAACAGUAAAUAAUAAUGAGUAGCCAAUCUUUUCUAUCUUUUUUCCUUCAAUCAAUUAAGUUCGCACAUUUACUUGGAGUAAAACAAUACGACAUUUCUCUGGAACUAAAUUUUAUGUUUACUUAGGAGGUGAUGAUUACAAUACAAAUUAUUUAAACGGAUUUAUUAGUGACGUUUCCUUAGAUCUAUUAUGUGAUCCAUAUGUUGAUGUCAGUACAUCUACAUGUCAUUAUUCUUGUUUGACAUGUGAUGGACCAACUAAAUAUAACUGUCUAACCUGUCCUGAGCAAAGUUUUAGACAACUUUCCCAAAAAGAAAAAACUUGUGCUUGCUAAUAAAGAUAUGUAGAUAAAGAUAAGGUUUAAGAAUGCUAAUCCGUUACUAAAGCAUUUCCUCAGAUAUAGAUUUAAGAAGUAGAACUAAGUUGUUAGCAAAUAGGCUAUAGCAGAUGCAAUUAGGAUGAUAUUGAAUGCAAAUUUGGUUACUUUUAAUAUUAAAAUACUUGCGUAUACUGGUAUUAUAUAAUUACUAUUAAGCCCCUUUAAUUAUGAAACCAAUUAAGGCACAUAAAUGACUUGUCUAGAUUGUUUGGUUGCACCAAAAUAAUUUAGCAUUACAUUAACGUGUAAGAUGAUGGCAAUAACAUAUAAAUAAAAUUAAGACUAUGUGUUUUAAAUAAAGUAAAGAAACCAAAAUGACUAUCUAUUUUAUAACAUGGUAACAAAUGUAGAUGGAAUUCGCCAGCUUAAAUUGUGUCAAGGUUGCAUUAGUUAUGAAACAUGCAAAGAUGGCUACUAUCUUAAAGAUUAAGAAUGCAAGCCAUGUAUGAUUGGAUGUAGCACUUGUUAGAAUUCAUUUGAAUGUGAAGAUUGCUUUUCAAAUUAUUAUAAAGGUAAAAACAAAAUAUGUCUUUAAUGUGGUAAUUGCUUAACUUGCUAUACUUAUAAUGACGCGUCUUAUUUUUGUACUAGUUGUUUAGAUAACUCAAUUAGAAUUAACAAUCAAUGCAGUUCUUGUGGGGAUUUUUGUUAGUAGUGUGAUUAAUCCAGAUUCUGUAAUUAUUGCAAAGGAUCACCUUCGUAAUAUUAUUUAUCGAUGGAUGGGUAGAAUUGCAGUUAAUGUAAUAUAGAAAAUUGCAUACAUUGCUUUGAUUAUAUUCUUAAUGGUGGUCUAUUACAAACAACUUUAGAUAUCAAUUUUAAAGUAUAUAAUUACAACUAAAGUUAAGUAAAGGUGGGUUGUGCCUUAUGUAAAGAGAAUUAUCAUUAUAAUUAAAAUAAUCAAAAGUGCGAAUUAAAACAAGAAGAUGACGAUUGUUAAAAUGCCAUCAUCUAAAAUGAGGACUUAAAGAAAACUUGCCUAAUUAGUAAAAUCAGUCAGGAUGCCAUUUAAGUAUCGAAUUGCAUAACAAUUCCAAAUUGUGUUUCAUGUAUUCACAAUUACUUUGAUAGUGACUCAUUUUGCAUAGUAUGCUAGGACGGAUACUAUUCGGCACUUCUUACAGGUUAAUGCAUUUAAUGUGGUUAAAGCUGCAAAACUUGCAUUUAAUAGAAUAGCAAGUAUAGAGAUUAUUGGAAAUGGAGCAUUAAGGCAUUUUAUAAAUUUGUAAUUAAUCAUAAUAAUGAUCAUCCAUUUGAAAAUUAUGCUUCAACAAAUUCUGAAUCAGAUUUGAAUUUAGUUUGCAAAUCAUGUCACUAUGGAUACAUUUUAUAUGAAUAACAAUGUAUAAAAGAUUGCGAUUAAACUUGUAAUAAAUGUGAAAUUAUUAAUGGUAAAGCAACCUGUAUUUAAUGUUUGGAAACUAUAUCUGGGUUUAUGAAAAGUUAGAAUGAAAAUGGGAUUUGCCUGCAAUGCCCGGCUAAUUGUAGAGCAUGUAUGGAUAGAAGUGAAUCAGAGAUCUAACAAGUUAACCCUUACUUUCUUUUAACAGAAUAAAAUAAAUAUUUGACUAGAAUAUGUUAUGAAAAAUCAUAAGUUAAUAAUGCACAAGAAAAAUAUUACUAAGAUUCAUUAACUUAAACCAUUGUAGUUUGUAACAAAUAUGAACAAUGUUAUAAUAAAAUUGUUAUUCGUUAAAACAUUCAUUGCGAUCCUAAGUAUUAUAAUGAAUAAAGAUAUGAAUCAGGUGAUUAAUACUUUGAGAGCAAGAAUAUUCUUAUUUUCAGAUUUUUUGAUUUUAGAUAUUUAAAAGAAUAAGAGUCCAUUUAACUUUUUGAUUAUCUUAAUGAUAUUUCAGCAAGACAAAUUUAAUUUGAAUAUACUAUAAUCUAAUCUGUAGAUGAACCUUGCUAAUUUCGAGAUUAUAUAGAGAUUUUGUCUUCAUUAGCUUAAUAAGUUUUCUCAGUGCAAUAAAUUGACAUUAAAUUUAAGGGAAAAUCAAUUUUAUCAACCAAUCCAAUAAAUCUCUUGGUACCUCCUCAACUAAUUAUAAGCAACUUUACAAUCAUAAGUUUUGAAAAUAUCAACUUUUAAUUUAAGAACAAUCAAAAUGCAUAAACCAAGAAUUACGCCUUUUCUCUAAAUAAUUUAAAAAACAAAAUGACUUUGAAUCUUAAAGACUGUAAAUUUGAAAGUAUAGGUGCUACAAAAUCUGGAUAGAUUUUUAAAUUUUAGUCUAAUAUUCCUUAUUCUCUUUACAUAACAAACCUUGUAAUUAACAAUAUUAAUCUGGAAUAAUCAGAUAUUUUUACUUUUAUUUCCCCAAACACUCUUUCUUAAAAUCAGAUUCAAAUAUCGAAUAUGACAAUUGUAAAUUCUAUAUUUACUUAUUCAACUAUUUUCAAAUUCUUAGCCAAUAAUAAUAACCUCCAAUAUAAAUCCAGCCUAAACAAUAUUAGCAUAAUUGAUACUACUUUCAUAUUAUCUAACUUUUUCAUUUGCAAUGGUGUAUUGGAUUAUACGAUAGGCACUUUAAAAAUUCAUUAAAUGUCUUUCUAAAAUGUUUAGAUUUUGAAUAAUUCAAAUAUUUUCUUCAUUCCGAUUAUGGAAUCAGUUCUUGUUUCUAAGUUGAUUUUAUCAAAUUCUCAGCUAAAAGGAAACUCACAAUUAUAUUCAAGCAAUGUGAUCAAUCUAUAAGAUUGUCUUGUAGAUCAAACGCUUAUAGAAUCAAGUAGUCUAAUACAUAAUAAAGUUGAUUAUACUAAAUCUUAAGUGGCCUUAAGUUACUCAAAGAAAAUCCUCAUUAAAAACUUACAGGUGUUACACUCUAAUUAUUCUAAUAAAUAGCAAAUCAUAACCAUUGUCAAGUAUGCUGAAAUAGAUAAGUUGAUGUUUAAUUUAACCAAUUUCAUAAUGUAAGAUUGUACAUCUAGCACGAAAUUAUAGAAUACUUAGGUUUCUUUUGAUUAAGUAAUGAUAUAUAUUGAAUGUCAACUAUGUUAUUUGGAGGAAAUUUAAAUACAGAGAGGAUAUGGAUUCCCUGAAAUGACCAUCCUUAAUUCAGAGACUUUAGAAAUAAGAAAUUUUUAAUUCUCCUAAAAUCAAAAACAUUUUUCAAAAGUCUUGCAUUCAUCUAUAGAUUGUGUAUCAUAAUUCGCUAUUAUGGAACUAUAUUUCUUUCUUUAUGUCGGUCAAUAUCAAAGUAUUGCUAUUCAUAAUUUAAAUGUACUCAACAGUUUAAGUUUCAAUUCCCCCUUGAUUAUUUUUAAAGGUUAUGAUUUAAUGUAAAAAAUAGUGGAAGAAACAAUUAACGUGUAGGAAUCUUAGUUCAGUUCAAAUGUACUAAUAAUUUCAACCCCUAAUAAAAACACAGCCAUAAUUUCCCUAGAAUCAAAAUAAAAAGGGCUCAUAACCUUUAUCAAUACACACUUUUUCAACAACCAUCUAAAUUAAUAUUAUUCAGCCUUGUCUUAGAUUUCUUCCACCACUUUAUUGUUACUUCUAAAAUUUGGAAGUGUUAUCUUACAAGGUUGUUAGUUUUAUUAGAACUUAGUAACAAACUCUACUGAUUCAAUUCUACACAUUGAUUCAGAAAAGAUUUAUGUUUAGGAUUCCAAUUUUAAAAGCAACAACAUUAUGAACUACACAUUACUGAGUAGAUAUACUUUGUUAUCAAGCACUUAAGAUACAUCUGCAAUUAACCUUCAAUUGAUAUUUCCAAUUAAAUCAAGUAGCGGCAAUGGUAUGAUAGUUUCAAAUUUAAUAGAGAUUGACAAUAUAAAAGUAGAUUCCUCUUUUUCUAUUUAUGGAGGAGGCUUUUAUCUAAUUACAUCUGGAAUUAGCACUAUUAAUAUUAAAAAUUCAGAAUUUUCAAAUACCAAAACAACUCUAUCCUCCUUGUAUUUUUCAAAAGGUGGCUGUUUUUACAUCGAUGCAGGUUAAUCAGCUUUAACUCUCAAGAUUAAGAAUGUUACAUUUGAUACCUCAUUAAGCAGAUACGAUGGUGGUGCAAUAUAUAUAAAUCCGUCUGAAUCUUCCAAUAUAAUUGAGUUUGAUUAAUUAUUUGUAAAGGAUUGCUUUUCCAUUUCAAAUUAAUUUUUCUCAUAUGUUCUCUCCAAAAAAGAUACUGUUUAUUCUUAAAUAGUUUUUAAAAAUAUAGAAUUCCUUUCGACAAAAGAAGGACUCGAAAAUUAUUAUUCAUAAAUAGAUAGUAUCACUGAUGACGAUGUUUACAACAUUAUCCAAUCAAAUCCUUUGAUUUUUGUCCAAUUUGGAAAUUUUAGCUUAUAUAAUUGUAAAUUCAAAUCCAUUUAUAUGUAAUUUUUACUUAAAAUUGUACAAGCUUAAAACAUAUUGUUGUCAAAUAUAUUGAUUACUAAUUGCACAGUUGGAUUGUCGCCGCUCUUUUAAUUGAACUUAAGAUAAUGUAAUAAUAUAUUUAAUAUUCAUAGAAUAGGCUGGAAAAUUAUAAAUAUACGAUCUGUAAAUAACUUAAGUUGAGCAAUCAUCAAUGACAGAGAAAAGAGAAUGCUUACAAAUGAAUUAAGUAUUUCUUUAGCAAUUAGAUUGUCCAGCAAAUAUGACUCAAUUAAAUGCUCAAAUUACAGAUCAUAUUAAUAAUUAAUAACAUUUAAAUCAAUUAAUUUGUAAUUAAGCUAAAAUUUUAAAAGAUCCCUCCUUUACAUUUAGUUUAAUCGAAAUAGAAUAAAUUAGUGUUGUACACAAAUUAAAGAUUGAGAAAAUUGAUAUUAAAGGUGCUUAAUGUACAAAAUGUUAGUUUGGUUUGAUUAGAAUUGUUGAUAUCGAACAAUUAGAGACAGAGAAUAUUAAGCUUUCUUAAAUUUUGAUUAAAAAUUGUAACUGCGGAAAGACUGGUUGUCUUUCAAUAUCUAAAAAUAAAAAUGAUCUCCUUAUUUAAGACCCUGCUCUUAAUUAUCGGAUGUUGUAAUAAAACAAUUACGAAAAACUGUUAAAUACAAUGAAAUAUUAGUUGAUUAUUAAAUAAAGUUAAUUUCUCAAUAACUCUGCAUCCUAUGGAGGUCCACUUUUAAUAAUUAGAAUUCAUGCUAUAAUAAAAGAUUGCAUUUUUAAAAAUAAUGUUGCAGGUUUUGGAGGUGCAAUUUAUUAUUCGUCUGAAAAAGAAGAACUAUAUAUUAUGGAUUCAAAAAUCAUUGAAAAUAAAGCAGAAAUUGCAGGAGGUAUUUAUCUAAGUUCCUAAUCACUCCAGUUAACUAAGUAGUUAGAUUUAUAAUUGGAUUCUAACAAUUCGACCUUAUAUGGAUCCAAUGCUUUGGAGAAACCAAGAUCAUUAAUAUUAGCAAUUAUUGAAGGAAUAUUACUUGAGAAGAAAGAAAUUACUAAUACUGAUAAAGAGAUUAUUGAACAAAUAAUUAUUAAUCCAUAUAAGAUUUUAGGUUCCUCUUCGCAAAAGUAUCAAUUAAUACUACCUUCUGGAAUAGCAAUAACCAGUUACAGAUACUUUGAUCCCAUCAAAUCGGAGUUUAUUCCAUAUAAUCUAACAUUCAGGAUCAUUGCUUUAGAUAAGUUUAAGGAAUAAAUUAUGGGUUUGCCAGGUUCUUAUUGUACUUUAUAACCAAAGGCUUUUAAUUUAAGUUCUUAACGAGAAUAAUAUAAUAUUUAAUAUAGUCUAUCUUAAUAUGAUGUUGUAUUUAAUGAGACUACAGGGGAUUAUAAUUUGGAUAAUCUAAUCAUUUACUUUAAUCCUACUUAUGCUUAGGAUAUUGUUCUUCGAUUAUCAAUUUAGUGCAAUAGCGUUUCUGUUCCUUAAUAUAAAGAAAGUCCUCCUUUUUAAAUUUAUAAUUAUGUCACAAAUUAUCGAUUAUUUGUUGAUAUUCGAACAUUUCCUUGCUAAUUAGGGGAAUUCUUAAAUUAGACUUCUGGUGGAUGUGUUCUCUGCGAUAGUUUUCAGAAUUAAUACUAAGUAACUUGGGCAGCGUAAAAUUGCAGUUAUAAAGAUGAUUCAAAAAUUAAAUCAUUAGAAUCUAGUAUGAUAGAACUAAGGGAGCAUUAUUGGAGAGCAUACUAUUAUAGUCAAACCAUUGAACAUUGUUAUCAUUUGGUGGAAAAUUGCAAAGGCGGUUGGAGACCGGGAGAUGAAUCAUGCAUAUUAGGACACAUUGGAGCAUUAUGCGAAUAGUGUGAUUUAUAUGAUUCUAGAGGAAGUGGAUUCUACUCUGUAAGUUCGGCUUAUUCAUGUGGAAGUUGUGAUUAAAUAGCUUACAAUGUAAUAACAAUAGUAUUUGUGAGCCUUUGGACUUUAAUUUCAACAUUGAUGUCAGUGAGUAGCACCAUAGAAAUGAUUGAAGAAUUUGUAAAAGGUUUAAGCUUGAAAGCCUUUGGAGUUAGAGUAGCAAUAAAAGAAGCUUAAACGGCUAUUCUAAUCAAAGUAUUCACAAAUUAUCUUCAGAUUAUUUCAACUAUUUCUACUUUUUAAUUACAAGUUCCAAUUGGAAUAGCUUCAGUUGUCAAUACUGUUGGCAAUCCUAUUGAAUCACUUGCUUAUUCAUUAGAUUGCUUUUUAGCUACCAUCACAGAUAUUUUGAUAAUAUACUUCAGAAUUAUUUGGAGCUUGAUAAUGACUUCUACUUAUAUAACAGUUAUUUUUAGUUUAUUUGGAAUCGCAAUAAUUAUAAAGCAAAUAAAAUUCAACUUUUCUUUUAUUUCUACAUCUUUGAUAUACUUAUUCAUAUUUUUGUAGCCAAAUUUGGUAGGAGGAAUCGUUUCUUUAUUAUCUUACAGAAAGAUAUCAGAUGAAUAUUGGAUUUAAGGCAAUGUAGCUUACAGAUAUGACACAAUUUAACAUGCUAAAUGGGUGAUCACAUUUUGCUUACCCUUAUUAUUCACCUUUGGAAUUAUACUUCCUUGCUUUUUGUGGUAUGGUGUCUAUAAAAAUAAACACCAUUUAGAUUUUUCUUCUGUAAGAAAGACAUGGGGGUAUUUGUAUAAUGAAUAUCGGAUUCACGCUUAUUUUUGGGAAACUUUAAAGAUAAUGCAAAAAGAAAUCAUUAUUAUUGUGUUGGCCUAUUAUGAUGAUCAUGUCCCAAUAAAAGCAUCCUUAGUAUUUCUUGUUUUAUUUGGUUACACUUUUAUAGCAAUUAAACAGAAACCAUAUAUGACUGGAUAAUUAAAUUUAAUAGAUACGUAAUCAACAGUAAUCUGUGCAGUAUCCAUUAUUUUAGCUAGUUCUAUUUAUACAGCACAAUAAUAAGAGCUGUAUGAAAUUGUAUGGCCUUUUUAUCUCAUAAUUGGCUUUCUUAAUGGCUUUUAUAUUCUUCGAAUGCUAAUAUAGAUUCUAUUUGCUUAUUUCAAUAAGCUUAAUGAUAAAAUAGAUAUUUUAAAAGAAGUAGUAUAAAAUUACUUCCCUAACAUUGUGAAGUAUCAUCCAUUCUUGAAAAACUUCUUUGAGACCCACAAAAAUAAACAAUCUAGAAUUAGGCUAAAAUUUUCAAAAUUAAGAGAGUAUUUAAUACCAUAGGCUCGUCUGAUAUUAGAGUUUAAAAAGUAUAAUUCAUUAUUUAUUAAGAUUGAAACGAUUAGAGUUAUCUUCCAAAAACACAGUUUCAAAAAUGAUGGAUAAAGAAAAACAGGAAACUGAAUAAUUAUUUUCUGCAGAAAUAUUUAGUGUCAAUAAUCUUAUCCAUUUGAACACGUUACAACAAAGUCAAAUAAAAAAAAACGAAUCCUCAUUUCCCAAUACGAAAUUAGAAUAAACCUCAUUUGCCCUUUAAUCCUAAAGAGAUUAUGUUAAAUAAAACUAAAACCCAGAGAAGGCACAAUUAAAUUAUGAACAAAAACAUGUUUGA
This is a messenger RNA of Paramecium octaurelia, 9378 nucleotides long. The record is from the annotation of a GenBank genome assembly. NCBI's taxonomy places the organism in Eukaryota, Ciliophora, Oligohymenophorea, Peniculida, Parameciidae.